Messenger RNA from Nerophis lumbriciformis (worm pipefish), 357 nucleotides. The record is from RefSeq and is a predicted model, not a curated record. Lineage: Eukaryota; Metazoa; Chordata; Actinopteri; Syngnathiformes; Syngnathidae.
AUGUCUCUGGGAAUGUCUUACAAGCCCAAUGCCCACCAGCACACUCCGGGAACUUCUGGGAACCAGGUUGGUAGCCUCCAGUCAGCAGCCAACCUUGCCCAUCUGCAGUCCUACAGGCCUCUGCUGAGCGACUACGGACCCCCGUCUCUGGGAUUCUCUCAGGGCUUGACAGGUAGCCAAGUGCCUCCGAACAAAUACGCAGAGCUGCUGGCCAUCAUCGAGGAACUGGGGAAGGAGAUCCGACCUACGUACGCCGGUAGCAAGAGUGCCAUGGAGAGGCUCAAGAGAGGCAUCAUCCACGCCCGCGGACUGGUACGAGAGUGCUUGGCGGAGACCGAGAGGAACGCAAGAUCCUAG